Populus euphratica (Euphrates poplar) is the source of this 4383-nucleotide messenger RNA. RefSeq names its product cullin-associated NEDD8-dissociated protein 1-like. Bases 246 to 3899 code for a protein of 1217 amino acids. The record is from RefSeq and is a predicted model, not a curated record. The transcript has 29 exons. Gene Ontology annotation, biological process: SCF complex assembly. Lineage: Eukaryota; Viridiplantae; Streptophyta; Magnoliopsida; Malpighiales; Salicaceae.
CCACGGUCAGUCCUUCACUGAAAAUGCAAGAGCAUCAUCAUCAUAAAACAAAACAAAAAAAACAAACAGAUCAAUUUCAAAAUCAAAACUUUCUCUGCUAAUCUCUCUCCCUCACUCUUCCGGAAACUUAUCUUCUCGGUCACUAUAAGUUUCGUGUUUUUCUUAUCUUGGGUUGUGAUAUUACAGAAUAUUGGCAUUAAGUGUGAUCCUAAUUAGCAGAGUGUCGGUCAUAUAGUUUCACGAAGAUGGCAAAUUUACAAAUGACGGGUAUUCUGGAGAAGAUGACGGGUAAGGAUAAAGAUUACAGAUACAUGGCAACGUCUGAUUUGUUGAAUGAGUUAAACAAGGAGGGUUUUAAAGCCGAUGCUGAUUUGGAGAUAAAGCUAUCAAAUAUUGUUCUACAGCAACUCGAUGAUGUAGCUGGUGAUGUUUCUGGAUUGGCUGUGAAGUGUCUUGCUCCAUUGGUGAAGAAGGUCAGCGAGGCUCGAGUUGUGGAGAUGACUAAUAAACUAUGUGAAAAAUUGCUACAUGGUAAAGAUCAGCAUCGUGACAUUGCAAGCAUUGCUUUGAAGACUAUUGUAUCUGAAGUCACAGCAAUAUCUCUGGCUCAAUCUAUUCUUGUCACUCUAUCUCCACAGUGGAUAAAAGGAAUAACAAGUCCUGGAUUGAACACGGAGAUAAAAUGUGAAUGUCUUGAUAUUUUGUGUGAUGUUCUUCAUAAAUUUGGAAAUUUGAUGGCAGAUGAUCAUGAGGUGCUUUUAAAUGCGCUUUUGUCCCAACUGAAUUCCAAUCAAGCCACCAUUAGAAAGAAGACUGUUUCAUGCAUUGCAUCUCUUGCUUCAAGCAUUUCAGAUGAUUUAUUGGGGAAGGCAACAGUUGAGGUAGUUUGGAAAUUGAGAAGUAAGGGUGCAAAACCUGAGAUGAUCCGAACAAACAUUCAAAUGAUUGGUUCUUUAAGCCGUGCUGUGGGAUAUCGAUUUGGACCCCAUCUUGGAGACACUGUGCCAGUGCUAAUUAAUUACUGCACAAGUGCAUCAGAGAAUGAUGAGGAGCUUCGUGAAUAUAGCUUGCAGGCUUUAGAAAGUUUUCUCCUUAGAUGCCCCAGAGACAUUUAUUCUUAUUGUCAUGAAAUUCUUCAUCUUACUCUGGAGUACCUAAGUUAUGAUCCAAACUUCACUGAUAACAUGGAAGAAGAUACUGAUGAUGAGAGUCUUGAGGAGGAGGAGGAGGAUGAGAGUGCAAAUGAAUAUACCGAUGAUGAAGAUGCCAGCUGGAAAGUUCGAAGGGCAGCUGCUAAAUGCUUAGCGGCAUUGAUUGUUUCUCGUCCUGAGGUGCUUGCAAAUCUAUAUGAGGAGGCCUGUCCUAAGUUGAUUGAUAGAUUUAAAGAAAGGGAAGAAAAUGUCAAGAUGGAUGUGUUCAAUACAUUCAUUGAGCUACUACGUCAAACUGGAAAUGUUACAAAAGGGCAGAUUGACAUGGAUGAAUCAAGCCCAAGAUGGUUACUGAAGCAAGAAGUGCCAAAGAUUGUCAAAUCUAUAAACAGGCAAUUGCGUGAGAAAUCUAUCAAGACCAAGGUUGGUGCAUUUUCAGUUCUGAAAGAACUUGUGGUUGUCUUGCCAGACUGCCUUGCAGAACACAUUGGGUCACUAAUUCCAGGAAUUGAGAAGGCAUUAAAUGACAAAUCUUCGACCUCAAAUUUGAAGAUUGAGGCUCUUAUAUUUACAAAAUUGGUAUUGGCUUCACAUUCACCCUCUGUUUUCCACCUUUAUAUCAAGGCCCUUUCUAGUCCUGUUUUGUCUGCUGUUGGUGAGAGAUACUACAAGGUCACAGCAGAGGCAUUAAGAGUCUGUGGGGAACUUGUUCGCGUUGUCCGUCCCAAUAUCCAGGGCUUUGGUUUUGACUUCAGACCUUAUGUCCAUCCAAUAUAUAAUGCCAUAAUGUCACGUUUGACCAACCAAGAUCAAGAUCAGGAGGUCAAGGAGUGUGCCAUUUCUUGCAUGGGGCUUGUCAUUUCAACAUUUGGUGAUAACCUCAAAGCAGAAUUACCUAUGUGUCUCCCUGUACUUGUUGAUCGUAUGGGGAAUGAGAUAACACGACUUACUGCUGUGAAGGCUUUUUCUGUAAUUGCUGCUUCUCCUCUUCUCAUUGAUCUGUCUUGUGUCCUGGAGAAUGUAAUUGCAGAGCUGACUGCAUUCCUACGCAAGGCUAAUCGGGCUUUAAGGCAGGCAACUUUGGCGACACUGAAUUCUCUAAUUGUAGCUUAUGGUGAUCAAAUUGGUUCAUCUGCUUAUGAAGUUAUUAUCGUGGAACUUUCAACUCUGAUUAGUGAUUCAGAUUUGCACAUGGCAGCUCUUGCUCUGGAACUUUGCUGCACCUUAAUGACUGACAGGAAAUCGAGCCCCAACGUUGGUUUGGCUGUUAGAAAUAAAGUUCUUCCUCAGGCACUAACAUUAAUUAAAAGCCCAUUGCUACAGGGUCAAGCCCUUUUGGCUUUACGAAACUUUUUUGCUGCUUUAGUCAACUCUGCAAAUACAAGUUUUGACACUUUAUUGGACUCGCUCCUUUCACGUGCUAAGCCAUCUCCACAGUCAGGUGUUGCAAAACAGGCUUUACAUUCGAUAGCCCAAUGCGUGGCUGUUCUCUGCCUUGCCGCUGGUGACAAAAAAUGUUCAUCUACUGUGGACAUGCUUACUGAUAUUCUUAAAGAUGACAGUAGUACGAAUUCAGCGAAGCAGCACCUUGCACUAUUAUGCCUGGGAGAAAUUGGGAGAAGGAAAGAUCUAAGCAUGCAUGCAAAUAUAGAAACCAUUAUUAUUGAGUCCUUCCAAUCCCCUUUUGAAGAAAUAAAGUCUGCUGCUUCCUAUGCUCUUGGUAAUAUUGCCGUUGGUAAUCUUUCCAAGUACCUACCCUUUAUCUUGGACCAGAUUGAUAAUCAACAGAAGAAACAAUAUCUCCUGCUUCAUUCUUUGAAGGAGGUUAUAGUAAGACAAUCAGUAGAUAAAGCAGAGUUCGAGGAUUCCAGUGUUGAGAAGAUACUUAAAUUACUAUUUAAUCACUGUGAAAGUGAUGAAGAGGGUGUUCGGAAUGUUGUAGCCGAGUGCCUUGGUAAAAUUGCACUUAUUGAACCUGCAAAGCUCGUUCCUGCGCUUAAGAUGAGAACAACGAGCCCAGCUGCCUUCACCAGAGCAACAGUGGUAAUUGCUGUAAAAUACUCAAUAGUUGAGCGGCCAGAGAAGAUUGAUGAUAUUUUAUACCCGGAAAUCUCAUCAUUUCUUAUGCUGAUCAAAGAUCAUGACCGGCAUGUUAGGCGUGCAGCUGUCUUGGCCUUAAGCACAUUCGCUCACAAUAAGCCUAACCUUAUCAAGGGACUCCUUCCUGAAUUAUUGCCACUUCUCUAUGAUCAAACAAUUGUUAAGCAAGAAUUGAUACGAACUGUAGAUCUUGGGCCUUUCAAGCAUAUUGUGGAUGAUGGCCUUGAGUUGAGGAAAGCAGCUUUUGAAUGUGUAGACACAUUGCUGGAUGGUUGUCUUGAUCAAGUGAACCCUUCAUCUUUCAUUGUUCCUUACCUCAAAUCAGGCCUGGAUGAUCAUUAUGAUGUUAAAAUGCCUUGUCAUCUUAUCCUCUCAAAAUUGGCCGAUAAGUGUCCAUCUGCUGUAUUGGCAGUGUUGGACUCAUUGGUGGAGCCCCUCCAAAAAACUGUCAAUUUUAAGCCUAAGCUAGAUGCUGUAAAGCAAGAAGUGGAUCGUAAUGAAGACAUGAUUCGCAGUGCUCUUCGAGCAAUCGCAUCCUUGAAUCGAACAAGCGGAGGAGAUUGCAGCCUUAAAUUCAAAAACCUUAUGAGUGAAAUUUCAAAAUCUCCAACCCUUUGGGACAAGUAUUAUUCCAUCCGAAAUGAGUGAACAUGUUGAUUCCUUGCUAUCCAGUGGUUUGUAUUGAAGCUCACGCUGGGGGAUGAGAAAACGUUUGAUGCCUGCAGUCCAAGCCCUUCUGGGGUUAAAUGAAAAUGACGAAGUUAUAGGUGAGUUGGAUGUAUAAUGGAGGUUGCAGGUUUUGUAGAAUAUUGGUCGAGUCACAUUUUCGAUACCCCAGCAUACAAAAAAAAAACAAAAAAGAAAAGAAGGAAAACUGUAAUGGGUUUUUUUAAUGUAUAGGGUGUCAAAUUAGUUCUUCCCUUGCCUUUAAAAUUAGCCCAGCGUUGAGGGUCAAAAAUGAAUGAAAAUGUUGUCUUUUCCCAUUUGAAGCCAUUGAGGGGGGUGCACAAUUAGUUGUACUUGGUAAGUGAUAUGGUUGAUAGAAUCUGGAUUAAAUCUUUGAAAUGGAGGCUCGACCCUUUUUGCCUCGCUAAUGUUUGCUUGAGGGAAAGAAAAAAAAGAACUUUUAUUA